Molecule: messenger RNA, 1816 nt
Organism: Salvia miltiorrhiza (redroot sage)
Lineage: Eukaryota; Viridiplantae; Streptophyta; Magnoliopsida; Lamiales; Lamiaceae
Exons: 14
Coding region: 112-1536 (474 amino acids)
Molecular function (GO): LPPG:FO 2-phospho-L-lactate transferase activity
Source: RefSeq, a predicted model, not a curated record
AAGACAAAGGUUGAAAAGAAAAAGAUAAAAUUGGAAAUGAGGAAGAAGAGAAAAAGAAAGGAAAAUAGGAGAUUCUGAUUUUCAGGUGGAGAGCCUUGAACAAUAGUGAUUAUGGCGGAUACUUGUUUGGGACCCCCGUUUUGCAUGCCCCCUCAUUUCCUUUUAAAUACCCCAAAUCAAAUUCCAUUUCCUUUCUUACUCUCUCAUCACCGUUCUACGCCAUUUUCCAGAAACCUCUCUCUCAUGGCUCCAUGUAGAAAUACCACCCAUAACUCUCACUGCUCUUCUGCUUCCACCUCUGCAAAUAGCGUCUCCGCUCAGCCCUCUUUGCUUGUUUUUUCGGGUGGAACUGCCUUCAAUGGUGUUGUGGAAGAGCUUAAGAAGUUAACAGUUCGUGUGGCUCAUGUUCUCCCCGUUUCUGAUGAUGGAGGGAGCACGGCCGAGAUUGUUCGUGUUCUUGGAGGGCCAGCUGUUGGAGAUAUUCGGUCCAGAUGCUUGAGACUAUCUGAUCCAAGCACUUCUGAGGCGCUUGCUGUGCGGACAUUGCUAGGUCAUCGGUUACCCCUUGAAGCACAAAAAGCAAAAUUUGAAUGGUAUGAUAUUGUGGAAGGAAACCAUUCUCUGUGGACAGGUGUCUCAAAACCAUACAGGGAGACCAUUCGAGCAUUUUUGGUUUUUUUCCAGGAUCAGAUCCUUAGAAGGCCGGAUGAAGUGUUCUGUUUCAGCAAUGGAAGCAUUGGGAAUUUUUUCUUUGCUGGAGCUCGGAUAUUCUUUCAGUCUCUAGAUGCUGCAAUUUUCUUGUUUUCACGUGUCUCACAAAUUCCUACAGAAAGCCUGGUGCUACCAGUUAUAUCCACAAAUGAUAGGCUUACCUUGGGUUGUGAAUUAUGGGAUGGGACAAUAAUACGUGGUCAGAAUGAAAUUUCUCAUCCAACCAAUGGAUCUAUGGAGCCCAUAAAUAAGAGUAACUCUUCAACUCGAACUCUUCCGUCAAGAAUAAAGCGGGUCUUUUACAUGUCUAGCGAAGGCAGCAAUCUAUUGCAUGAGGUCUUUCCAUCUACAAAUCAAACUGUCUUAGAUCAGUUGAACAGUGUUGACUGCAUUAUCUAUGCCAUGGGUUCUCUGUUUACUUCGAUAUGCCCCUCUCUGGUUUUACGUGGAAUUGGGGAAAGUAUUUCUUCACGAUCAUGUCCCAAGGUGCUUCUCCUGAAUGGUACACAUGAUAGAGAAACUAGUGGCUUUACAGCUUCCUGCUUUGUGACAGCUAUUGCCGAUGCUCUGAACAGAACGCAUGGCGAUCCUCACAACAGUCUUACGGGUCCUCCUAACCAAUACAUCAACACAAUCUUUGUGCCCAAAGAUGGUCAGAUUCCCAUUAAUACUGAUAAAUUGGCUGCGCAAGGGAUCUCUCGCGUGGUAACUGUUGAGUCAGUACACGAUGCAGCUGCGGGCAUAAUCUAUGAUCCGACAUCCCUGAUACAAUCUAUGUCGAAUCUGUUGACCGGAUGCAUGACAAAGGAUGUUACUUCAAGUUGAUCUAUGUUCAGUUCCAGAUUUUUUACGUUUCACACGGAUCAUUAUCUUCGUUUCUGUUGCUCUGCUUCUGCGGAGGUUGGAGCUCAUUUCUUGAUUUCCGAUUCACUCAAUUGUACAACAUUUGUAUAGGUAUUUUUGUUCGUGAUGUGGUAGGAAACUUGGACUUCAGUUAAGUAGAUAUUGGUAGAUGUAAUAGCUCUGUUAAAUGUAGGAUUACAGGAUGUGACUAUAGAGCUUAUUGUUUGAUUAAUCAAAUUGGUUGAUCGUUACGUGCCUCAAA